GUAGAAAGGCUGAGGGUCGACAGCGUGCCAAACGCCUGACCGAGCGUCAGAGACAGGCAGAACAGCAGACAGACCAGGUGGCACGCCCAGCCAGGGAGUGGGCUCACAUCCAGGACACUUGAAGUGGGGCCCCUGAAUAUUGCAUCCCUGAAGAAGAUCCCUUCCUUUGGGUUUUGGAGAAAGUGAAAGAGUUCAUUAUUAUAAUCGGUGGCAUGAUGGCAUCCAAGGGUAGGUGACAAGGGCUGAGAGACAAGUGUAUCCAUGGCAGUGAGUGAGAGAGCAGAGGCAGAGGCACUUGCUGGCGACGAGAAUGACUGUUGAGAUGAUGUCAGAGAUCAAUGGUGACACGAGCGCAAUCAUAGGAGAGCCGGACAAGACAUCGGCGGUGGAAAUACCGGAGACGACCAAAGAUGGUGAUGGGGGAAAAGAGAAUCCCUACAAGGGAUCGGAGAAUGAGACGGCAAAAGUGGCAGAGUCCCAUAGUACCAAUGAAAAAUCCAAGGAGGCGGAGAAAGAAAACCCUGAUGUACCCGAUGAGUCUGGUGAUGCAAAAGACGAAUCGGCCUUCUUUGACCCUAGCAAGAGGAUGUCGGAAAUUCUUGGUCCUGCAAAGAAAGUGGUGGAAAUCCUCAACUUGGCCCGCUCGGCUGUUGAAGCGCCCCUUCCUGAAGGGACGUCGGCGGAUGCAGCAGGUCGCCGACACUCUGUCGAUCCCGGUGCGCUUGAUGCCAGCAAACUAGACGAGGGGGAGGAGCUAGGACUGCAAAGGAGAAUGUCGGCUGUGCAGGAGAAGAGCAAAAAGAUGUCACUGUUCUCAGAGGCGCCUCUUGCCCGGAACGCGGAAGAGAACGCUUUACUUGGAUUGAUGGGGGGUGUUCCGGGACACCAGGAUGACGAGGACGAGGAUGACGAUAUUUUCUUUCGGAAGCGAGUUUCACUUGCAGCAGCUGAAAGCAUUGACGAUUUGAAAACGAACAUCACGCUUAUGCAGGCAACAGAGAAUCAGGACCUGGAGAGCGUUCUUGCUUGCAUAACGGAGGGAGAUGACAUUGAUCAGCGGAACCCAGUGACAUUCGACACCCCAUUGCUUGUGGCGGCUCGGUUUGGGAGGGAGGAUAUAGUGAGGACCUUGCUGGAAGCAGGCGCGUGCGCCACAGUGAAGAAUUCUGUAGGAGACACCCCACUGCACUGGACUGCGUACAAAGGCGAUAUGGCUGCCGUGAAGAUGCUGAUUGCAAGAGGGGCCAACGUAGAUGCUGUGGGUGAAUAUGGGAACAGGCCCAUACACCUGGCAUCCAGUGCCGGCCACAGACGCAUUGUCAGUUUGCUGCUUCAGGAAGGUGCAAGUGCUGAUGCACGAAAUGAUUUCGGCAACAAUGCGCUCGCCAUUGCGAACGAUCCAGAGAUCAGGAAGAUGGUGAAGAAUGUGAUGACAAACGGGGACGCAGAGAGGGAGCUUCUUCGAGUGAAAGAUAUUGAACAGAAAAACAUUGCGGCAGCAAAACGAGAGGAAGCCAGGAAGAAGGAGGAGGAGGAGGAAAACCGCAGGAAGGAGCAACUGGAGGCCGAUCUUGCCCGACGGGAAAGGGACUUCCAAGAAGAGAAACGGCUGGAAGAGGAGGAGAUGUUGAGGGAACUCCACGCAAAGCAAGAGAGGUUACUCAAGGAAGAACAAUCGCGAAUGGAAGAGGAGCGUCUGAGGCUGGAGGAGGAGGAGAGGCUUAGGGCCGAAGCACUGAGGAAGAGGAGGAGGAAGAAAGGCAAGAAAGGGAAGAAGGAUGCCAAGAAAGGUGCCGGGAAAAAAGCAGGAUCAGUCAGAAGUGGGGCCGCGAGCAGGGCGGCAUCCCGUCAACAAGGGAGACCCGCUUCACGAGGAGACAAAAAGAAGAAAUGAAAGUCUUUAUUCAAACAAACUCAGUGCAAUUAC
Chara braunii is the source of this 1927-nucleotide messenger RNA. Lineage: Eukaryota; Viridiplantae; Streptophyta; Charophyceae; Charales; Characeae. The record is from the annotation of a GenBank genome assembly.